Adelges cooleyi (spruce gall adelgid) is the source of this 1329-nucleotide messenger RNA. RefSeq lists its product as uncharacterized. The transcript has 7 exons. The record is from RefSeq and is a predicted model, not a curated record. Lineage: Eukaryota; Metazoa; Arthropoda; Insecta; Hemiptera; Adelgidae. The coding region runs from base 115 to 990 and encodes 291 amino acids.
UAAAUGAUACACCGACUACAACAUCAACAGUAGACCUUCUACUCGCUGCACUGUAUUACCCGGCGUCCAAUCGAUCAGUACCAAGUUCAACGCGUUGUCAUCCUCGUCAUCAUCAUGAUUUCAAAGGACCAAACACGAAAGUUUAUUUUCGAAUUCAUCCUAUUCUUAUUUUGUUUGGACUACACUAAAGGUUGCGACCAACAGAUCUAUGCCGAAAUAGGAUGCAAACCUGUUUACGGCGAAAAAGGCUCAACUUCAUGUCCUAUUGCCUAUGAUUGUGAACAUGUAUUUGGCAGAUCCCCAGACAAGUGUUAUUUUAAUGGAAAAGUAUACCAGCCCAACGAACGAUUAUCAGAGACUGACUCUAAGCUGAAUCCGUGUCUGGCAGCGUGCUUCUGCGACCAAAGAGAAUAUGACAAUGUAACAAUUACGAAAUUCGUAUGUGCCAACGUCGAAUGCCCAUCGUUUUUCAAACACCUUGAAGGACCCUGUUAUUAUCAAUAUGACAAAGAUUUAUGUUGUGAAGUCCGAAAGUUCUGCCCUGAAAAGAAAACCGCAGUACACGAGUGUGUCCAUGAUGGGAAAACUUAUAAGGACGGACAACGGUUUUACGUAGGCGACACGUUGCAGUGUGUAUGUUCGCCACAAUUUAAUGGCACGAUUAGCGACCGUUUCUGCAGAAAAUUAAGUUGCAAAGCUGAAUUGUUGUACAUGGAUAAUAUAAUGUCGAAAAGUGCACCUGUCUAUUUUGAAACAUCUGGCGGUUGUCCAAUCCAAUGGUUUAAUCCUAAGUACGAAGACGGUACGGCCGAAGUAUUAAACGCGACCGGUUCGAACAAACUCAAAUGCAAAUACGGUAAUACCGAAUUAGCGUUGGGACAAAAAUUGAUUUUCAAUCAACAAGAUGAUGGUGACACUUACGACUUAUCGUGUUCGUGUCAAGUGCCACCGUUGGUAACUUGCAUAAAAAAAAGAAAAUUUAGUUCUUAAUAUUUGUUGAACGGCUUGGCACAGUGGUUCUGGACUCUGGUAGGUACUAAUCUAUUAUCGGUUCGAUUCCAUCCACAUUGCAAACAUUCCACGCAAGAUCGUCUCAACUACCAGCCUUAGGAAUCGAAGGCAGUUAAAUUAAACCAAAAAAAAAGUUCUCAAUAUUUCGCUUGAAUAAAAAUAUUAGAUAUUUUAUACAUUUAAACUAACUAUUAUAGCUUAAGUAUAAACUAUACAAAUUGUAAAUAGUACCUACUGAGUUAUAUACAAUUAUACAGAUUCAAUUUAUUUUUGAUAUAAAUAAGUAAUUUAUGUAAUAAACUAUUAUAACAUAAUCUA